AUGGCAGCGAAACUGGAGGCAAGUAAACUGCACAUCAUUCGCAACCCGCGGCCAUCUGAUAUACCAAACCCUGCCGACCUCGAGUUUGGCAAGCAUGUAACAGAUCACCUCCUCCAGAUCCCAUGGUCAGAGGACCAUGGCUGGCAUGCACCUCGAAUCGUCCCCUACGAGAAUCUCAGCCUUGAUCCAACCGCAGGCGUAUUCCACUACGGCUUCGAGUGCUUCGAAGGGAUGAAGGCAUACAAAGACGCCCAGGGCCGGAUACGACUCUUUCGGCCAGCGAUGAACGCUGCACGACUGAACCAGUCGGCAGCACGAGUCGCACUUCCAACCUUCAAUCCCGUAGAGUUCCUGACCCUUUUGGCGAAAUUCGUCGCCAUUGAGGAUCGACAUAUCCCUGCUAUUCGAGGAUAUUCGCUCUACUUGCGACCAGUCAUAAUCGGAACAAACCCCGGACUGAGCGUUACUCCCCCCACGUCCGCUCUUCUCUACGUGCUGGCGACCCCAGCAGGCUCCUAUUUCCGCAGCGGAUUCAAAGCCAUCACGCUGGAAGCUAUCAGCAGCUCGCAAUGGGUGCGUGCGUGGCCUGGAGGCAGCGGCAGCCACAAGAUUGGGGGCAACUAUGCCCCCUGCAUGGUGCCAGAGCUUGUGGCCAAACAGCGAGGGUCUGACCAAGUGCUGUGGCUCUUCGGAGAGGACAAUCAACUGACCGAAGCCGGGACGAUGAAUCUGUUUAUCGUCUUGCGCCGACCUGACUUGGGGUGUCAUGAGCUGGUAACCCCGCCAUUGGACGGCAUGAUCCUGCCAGGUGUCAACCGGGACAGCGUGCUGAGUCUGGCGCGGGAGAGGCUGGAGCCGCAGGGCUGGCUGGUCCGAGAACGGAGCAUCUCGAUCCAGGAGCUGGAAGCGGCGGCUGCUGCAGGCAACCUGGAGGAGGUGUUUGGCACAGGCACCGCGGCUGUAGUUGUCCCUGUGCGCUGUAUCCGCUGGGCGGGACGGACCAUCAACUGCGGCUUAUCGUCGACAGAGGAAACGGGCCAUUUGGCAGCAACGAUGCGGGAAUGGAUUGAAGCACGGCAGUAUGGUGAAGAGGAGCAUGAGUGGGGUGUUCUGGUCGAUGAUCUUAUUCAGGCCCACGAGGUUGGCCUUGGGGCUAGGCUGUGA
Molecule: messenger RNA, 1164 nt
Organism: Aspergillus clavatus NRRL 1
Lineage: Eukaryota; Fungi; Ascomycota; Eurotiomycetes; Eurotiales; Aspergillaceae
Product: branched-chain amino acid aminotransferase
Exons: 3
Coding region: 1-1164 (387 amino acids)
Biological process (GO): L-valine biosynthetic process; L-leucine biosynthetic process
Cellular component (GO): mitochondrion
Molecular function (GO): branched-chain-amino-acid:2-oxoglutarate transaminase activity
Source: RefSeq, a predicted model, not a curated record